Aspergillus vadensis CBS 113365 is the source of this 1074-nucleotide messenger RNA. RefSeq names its product alpha-hydroxy acid oxidase. Gene Ontology annotation, molecular function: oxidoreductase activity; FMN binding. Bases 1 to 1074 code for a protein of 357 amino acids. Lineage: Eukaryota; Fungi; Ascomycota; Eurotiomycetes; Eurotiales; Aspergillaceae. The transcript is spliced from 8 exons. The record is from RefSeq and is a predicted model, not a curated record.
AUGGCAAAUCGAGGGAAAAGCCUAGACUCGGAAAUCUUCUCCAUUGCCGACUUGCGAGCCAAGGCAUCGGAGAAACUUCCAAGAGUAUUCAAAGAGUUCUUCAAUGAAGGCGCAAUGGAUCUCAUCACCGUGAAAGACAACGAGGAUGCCUUCAACCGUUACAAGAUCCGCCCACGCGUUCUUCGCGAUGUCUCUAACCUGGACACCUCCACAACGAUCUGCAAUACCAAAGUUUCUUUCCCAUUUGGAUUUUCGCCCGCGGCCUCCCACAAGAUCGCUCACCCGGAUGGUGAGGUCGGAACUUCCAAGGUUGCUGCUGAGGCGAAUAUAUGCAUGGCACUGUCUUCACAUGCGACCUGCUCGUUAGAGGAUGUCAUAGCAGAGGGGUCUGGAAACCCAUACAUGAUACAAUUCAUCAUAUUGAAGGAUCGGAAUAUCACGAGACAGCUACUUGAGCGCGCAGAGAAAUCUGGGUAUAAGGCAGUCAUGUUAACGGUAGAUGCGCCAAUGCUCGGACGGCGUUUAAACGAGUACAGAAACUCUUUUGGGAUUCCAAAAGGUAUGGGAUAUCCUAACCUUGCCCCUGGCUUGGAUAUGAGUAACUUGACCGAGCCGGGCGAGGGGCUAGCAUAUGAGGAUGGUAUUGAGUGGGCCGAAGCCAUUGUAUGGAUAAGAAGUGUAACUAAGCUCGAAAUUUGGCUGAAAGGAAUCAACGGUGUUUUGAUUUCCAAUCACGGCGGUAGACAAUUGGACGGCGUACCUGCCACUCUUGAUGCACUACGCGAAUGUGCACCUGUCGCAAAGGGCAAAAUAGCUAUCGCCAUUGAUGGCGGUAUUCGCCGAGGAACGGAUAUUUUCAAGGCGUUGGCCCUAGGAGCGGACUAUUGUUUUGCUGGGAGGAUUCCUAUCUGGGGAUUAGCGUACAAUGGAACGAAGGGCGUGGAACUUGCUGUCAAGCUAUUACAGGAAGAAUUCAAACUGGCCAUGUGCCUUGCUGGAUGCAAAACUGUCAGAGAUAUCAACAAGAGUCACCUCUCUAUCCUUGAGACGAACGGUGUACUUUCGAAGCUCUAA